Sphaeramia orbicularis (orbiculate cardinalfish) is the source of this 1243-nucleotide messenger RNA. RefSeq names its product BUD23 rRNA methyltransferase and ribosome maturation factor (gene bud23). NCBI's taxonomy places the organism in Eukaryota, Metazoa, Chordata, Actinopteri, Kurtiformes, Apogonidae. The coding region runs from base 132 to 977 and encodes 281 amino acids. The record is from RefSeq and is a predicted model, not a curated record. The transcript is spliced from 12 exons. Gene Ontology annotation, biological process: rRNA (guanine-N7)-methylation. Gene Ontology annotation, molecular function: rRNA (guanine) methyltransferase activity. Gene Ontology annotation, cellular component: nucleolus.
AGAAGCUUUGUCGUCGCUUCCAUUUGACGUCACUACUCAUCACAUGUGUGCUGUCGGCUACCACAACAAUAUUUAAAGCAUUAAAAACUCAUAUUCGAUAAAAGGUUUUAUCCUCACAAACAAACAGAACCAUGUCCUCCUGUCGACGACCAGAACACUCUGCACCUCCAGAAGUGUUUUACAAUGAGGAGGAGGCAAAGAAAUAUUCUCAAAACUCUCGAAUGAUUGAGAUCCAAACCCAGAUGUCAGAGAGAGCUGUUGAGCUUUUGAACCUCCCAGAGGGACAGCCCUGCUUCCUGCUGGAUGUUGGGUGUGGUUCAGGGCUCAGUGGAGAUUCCCUGUCAGAAGGAGGACACUACUGGGUCGGAGUUGACAUCAGCACCGCAAUGCUAGAUGUUGCAAUCGACAGAGAAGUGGAAGGAGACCUUUUACUGGGGGACAUGGGUCAAGGGAUGCCUUUCAGACCCGGCACUUUUGAUGGCUGCAUUAGUAUCUCUGCCCUGCAGUGGCUCUGCAAUGCUGACAAGAGAACACAUAGUCCUCCAAAGAGACUCUAUACCUUCUUUAGUACUCUGUACUCCUCUCUGUCAAGAGGCUCCCGUGCAGUUUUUCAGCUUUAUCCAGAGAACUCAGAGCAGCUUGAGCUGAUCACAGCACAGGCCAUGAGGGCUGGUUUCAGUGGAGGCAUGGUGGUCGACUACCCCAACAGCAGCAAGGCGAAAAAGUUCUUUUUGUGUCUGUUUGCAGGAGUAACAGGAGUCCUUCCCAAAGGCUUGGGAUCAGAGACAUCAGACAAAGCGGUAUCAAACCAAGUCCAGUAUUCAGGACAAAGAUGUCGUUUUAAAAACAUGAAGGGGAAAUCUGUGAAGAAGGGACGAGACUGGAUUUUAGAAAAGAAGGAAAGGAGGAGACGACAAGGACGGGAGGUUCGAGCAGACACAAAAUACACUGGACGUCAGAGAAGACCUCAUUUCUAGCUGUGACUCAUGCAGCUAUGGCUCUCGUCUCGCUCUCGUCUGUACUAUCACACGUAAUCACCUCCGGAGCUGCAGAGUAUUUUAACUCUGCUAAUUUCCAGAUCUUCACUUUCAGUGGAUAAAGUACGAGAGAGAGAAUUGUUAUGACUGCCGGUUGCUUUUAUAUUUGAGUGUUUGGCAAUUUUCUUCUCAUAAACGGUGGCAAUAUGGCAUUUUCUGUGUUCAUUUUGGUUGGAAUAAACCAAGUAUAUGAACCAAAGUCUGCA